AAAUAAUCUUACCUUUACCCCAACACGAACAAAUUUUUGGUUCUUUUAAACCUUCCUUCACAUUUCCAGAAGCUUUUUGCUCUCUUUCUCCUUUCCUUCAUUUAUCCUUCAAUCUGGUAUCAUCUCCUAAAUUUAAUUCCAUUUGUGUUACUAGGUUCAAAUUCUCUGAAAUAAGUAGUAAUUUCUUGGUGAAAAAUUACUGAAAAAAUUAUUAAAAACUCCCAAAUUUUUCUGGGUUUUGGAUAAUACAUAUGGGAAGUGGAGAAAAUGGCACAAAGUUUCUUCAAGAACUGGUGUUGUAUGCAGCAAGCGCUGCCCUUAGCUGUUUGGUAUUAUUUGCAGGACUUAAACACUUAGACCCAAAUCGUGAAGCGUCAAAGAAAGCCCUUGAAAUGAAAAAAGAUAUUUCUAAACGUUUGGGUAGACCUCUUAUUCAUACUAACCCUUAUGAGGAUGUUAUUGCAUGUGAUGUCAUAAAUCCUGACCACAUAGAUUGCAAGUUUGACUCAAUUGGAGGCUUAGAGAGCAUUAAACAGGCAGUAUAUGAACUUGUCAUUCUUCCACUGCGGAGACCAGAGCUAUUUGCUUAUGGGAAACUGCUUGGUCCCCAAAAAGGAGUCUUACUUUAUGGCCCUCCAGGAACCGGAAAAACAAUGCUAGCAAAAGCUAUUGCUAAGGAGUCUGAUGCAGUUUUUAUUAAUGUGAGAAUAGCAAAUUUGAUGAGCAAAUGGUUUGGUGAUGCACAAAAACUUGUUGCAGCUGUAUUUAGCUUGGCCUACAAAUUACAGCCUGCAAUUAUAUUCAUCGAUGAGGUAGAUAGCUUUUUAGGACAACGCAAAAACUCUGAUCAUGAAGCACUGAUGAACAUGAAAACAGAGUUCAUGUCUUUGUGGGAUGGCUUUACAACUGAUCAGAAUGCUAGAGUAAUGGUCCUUGCUGCUACAAAUCUUCCAUCAGAACUUGAUGAGGCUAUUCUUCGUCGUUUUUCUCAGGCCUUUGAAAUCGGAAUGCCUAAUAGCAAGGAGAGGGCAGAGAUAUUGAAAGUUAUUCUGAAAGGCGAGAGAGUGGAAGAAAACAUCGACUUUGAUUAUCUGGCUAGCUUGUGUGAAGGACGUACCGGUUCUGAUCUAGUUGAUCUUUGUAAAAAGGCUGCAUAUCUUCCAAUCAGGGAGCUCCUCGAUGAUGAGAAGAGCGGGAAACCGCUUCAUGAUCCACGACCGUUGACACAAAUUGAUUUAGAGAAAGUCCUCGCCGCGUCUAAAAAGACAAAUGUAGCUGCACAUGAAUACUCGAGGCUAAUGUCGAGAUCAUCUUCCUGGGCAUUACAGAGAGACGGAGAAGAUGUACCUGUCCAAAACAUGAUCAACGAGCUCUCGAAGCUUGUCUUGGCCCAAAUGUUGAACUUGCAGAAUGAUAACCAAGACUAAGAUUUACAAAUGAUUUACAAAUGUUGAACUUGUCUUUUUAUAGUUAUUUACAAAUGAUCGUUAUUGACUAAGAUUUUCUAAUAAGUCAUUUGUGGUUAUUUUAUUACUCCCUCCAGUUUUUUUAAGUUGUCCUCUUUAAUUUUGGCACACUAUCUAAUGUACUGAUUCAAUUUUAAAUAUCUUUAAUUGUGUAUGAAUAAAAAUUAUAAAAAUUUGAUA
Messenger RNA from Amaranthus tricolor (Joseph's coat), 1646 nucleotides. RefSeq lists its product as uncharacterized. NCBI's taxonomy places the organism in Eukaryota, Viridiplantae, Streptophyta, Magnoliopsida, Caryophyllales, Amaranthaceae. The record is from RefSeq and is a predicted model, not a curated record. The coding region runs from base 252 to 1427 and encodes 391 amino acids. Gene Ontology annotation, cellular component: mitochondrial outer membrane. The transcript is spliced from 5 exons. Gene Ontology annotation, molecular function: ATP hydrolysis activity; ATP binding.